Notolabrus celidotus (New Zealand spotty) is the source of this 2361-nucleotide messenger RNA. It is a transcript of the gene ralba, whose product is annotated as v-ral simian leukemia viral oncogene homolog Ba (ras related). Gene Ontology annotation, biological process: Ras protein signal transduction. NCBI's taxonomy places the organism in Eukaryota, Metazoa, Chordata, Actinopteri, Labriformes, Labridae. Gene Ontology annotation, cellular component: plasma membrane. Gene Ontology annotation, molecular function: GTPase activity; GTP binding; GDP binding. Bases 207 to 830 code for a protein of 207 amino acids. The transcript has 5 exons. The record is from RefSeq and is a predicted model, not a curated record.
CCGGAAGGUGGGGCUUUAUUGCAGGAGCGGUUUGCAUUUGGACUACUACUACAAAACAGUGUAUUAAUGCAGCUGUUAAGAUAGCAUCAGCCGAGGGAGGAACUAAUAACCCUGGUGAGGUAGAGUGUCCAGGUGCAGAGACGUGUAGACGCGGGUGUGCAUGCAUGAGUGUGUGUGUGUGAAAGUGCACAAAGAAGAAUCCAGAGAUGGCGACCAGUAAGAGUAAAAACCAGAGCUCUCUGGCACUGCACAAGGUGAUCAUGGUGGGAAGUGGAGGUGUGGGGAAGUCGGCCCUCACACUGCAGUUCAUGUAUGAUGAGUUCGUGGAGGACUACGAGCCCACCAAAGCAGACAGCUACAGAAAGAAGGUGGUGCUGGAUGGGGAGGAGGUCCAAAUAGAUAUUCUGGACACAGCUGGUCAGGAAGACUACGCUGCCAUCAGGGACAACUAUUUCCGCAGUGGCGAGGGCUUUCUGCUGGUCUUCUCAAUCACAGAGAACGAGUCCUUCUCUGCCACUGUAGAGUUCAGGGAGCAGAUCUUGCGGGUGAAGGCAGAAGAAGAUAAGAUCCCUCUUUUGUUGGUAGGGAACAAGUCGGACUUGGAAGAGCGGAGACAGGUGUCUGUGGACGAGGCAAGGACAAAGGCUGAAGAGUGGGGAGUCCAGUAUGUAGAGACAUCAGCCAAAACCAGAGCCAAUGUAGACAAGGUAUUCUUUGACCUGAUGCGUGAAGUACGAGGAAAGAAAAUGUCUGAAAACAAAGAUAAAAAUGGAAAAGGAAAGAACAAGAAGAAUAAGAAGAGCUUCAAAGAAAGAUGCUGUUUACUUUGAACCCAUCCAAGACCUUAAAAUCCCACAGAACAUCUGUUAACUUGUGAAACAGAGCAGAGCGUCCACGCCAUUAUUUGAUGAAAUUUGAUCUUUUUUUAUAUCUUGCUAUAAGUUAGUAUUUAGAACAAUCGCAACCACUGUUUGUACCUUUUGACAGGUCUUAGUUGUUUCAUUGGAAGAUAACCACUGUUGCGACAGUGUGGCAGUGCUUGAUUGGCUACAACAAGCCAAUGACCAAACUGCCUCUGACAUACUGCUGCUCAAGCCAUUCUCCACUGUUUAACUCAGCGAUUUUACUGCCUUUGACUUUCAUUGUGUUUACACAAGAAUUGUAAAAUUUGACUAGUAAACAGUGCUCUUACUUUCUUUACAUGUUUUUAUCUUUAACUUGCGUAAAUAUCCGCUCUGUUAGAACAAAAUCUAAGUAUGGUCAUCAACUAACCAGGAACUCUAAUGCUGCUGUCUGUCAUAUUUGUUACCUUUGAUAAUGACCUGUCCUGUGAAGAUGUUUGCCUCAUGCAUUAGUAUUGUAGAGCUCCAAUCUUCAUGACUUCAAGGCCAGUUUGGAAUGUCUGUAAAAAGCAGAACUUUGAAAUGUUUGCAUUUUGAGCCCUCAAUGAUUCUGUUAUCUACUUCAAGGUCAUCCAAGGAUUUGUGGUUUAAUUUUCUGACUGUAGAAGAAUCAGACAAUCAGUGCAAUUAGAGGACUUGCUGCUCAACAGGGGUUUUUGAUUCCACUGUUAUUUGGCUUUUACUUGAUGACAGCAAAUCAAUCAAGAGAUGUUUGAAUUUUUUUUAAGGAGGCCUACAGCAAAAUCAAAUCUUGACACUAAAUCAAAAAUAACCCCACAUUUAUGUUGAGGUCUUUUGUCAACAUCUCAAACAGGAACUGAAAAAUAUAAGAAAUAUUUUCCUUGAAGAGAAGGUCGUAGUGUGGUUACUAGCAUUUCGUUGUUGUAAAUCAGCUGUUACUAAGGGAGAGAUUGUUCUGCCUUGUCUAUGUAACCUGACCCCUCUCACCUUAAUCUCAAUGCAGAUUUCUUUACAGUGUGCAUAAAUGGGGAAGUUUGAAAGCUAGCUGUGUUACAAAUGUGGACAAUCUUUGUCUAUGAUUGCUUAAACAACAUUUUAUUCAAUUUUUUUAAACAUAUUUUUUAAUUACCGUACUUUUAAAUAACAUGCACUACAUUGCAGAGAAAAGGACUUGAUUGAUGAAGCGGUGUCUGACUUUUUUAAACAUUUUGUGCCAACAAAACAACAUGAACUCAAACCAUGUUUGUGGAUGAACAGUUUGUGUGUUUAAUGUGAAUUUAGAGGAAAAUCCUUCUACCUUUCUUUGUGUGAAUGAAGCUUUGAUGAGAGCACCAACUGCUUAGCUGUUUUGUAAUGUAGUGCUCCAGUGAACAUGUUUUAACCACUGCCUAAACAGUUCUUUGUAAUAUGUCCUCCCAUUUUCUUUUACUUCCCACUGCCGUGAGUUUGCUGUAGCGAGUGUGUUCCUGAAUAAAUAUUUUUUUCUUUGUAAAUUGUU